Durotheca rogersii is the source of this 694-nucleotide messenger RNA. Its product is annotated as ribosomal protein L38e. Gene Ontology annotation, molecular function: structural constituent of ribosome. The transcript is spliced from 4 exons. The coding region runs from base 174 to 422 and encodes 82 amino acids. Lineage: Eukaryota; Fungi; Ascomycota; Sordariomycetes; Xylariales; Xylariaceae. The record is from RefSeq and is a predicted model, not a curated record. Gene Ontology annotation, biological process: translation; protein-RNA complex assembly. Gene Ontology annotation, cellular component: cytosolic large ribosomal subunit; ribosome.
ACGCUCUACCCCACAUCCCGGGGGUAAAGGUGAGAAAUCGCUUCGAGCCCUCGUCGACGAAAUUUCGCCCACACAAUUUCGUCGCAAUAAUUUCACCUCCAUCUUUUCGCCAAUUCCUCGACCUCCCGCCCGUUCCAAGGCCGCUACCCAGUCGCACUCACCGCUAAGUCAAGAUGCCUCGGGAAAUCGCUGAUAUCAAGAAGUUCAUCGAGAUCUGCCGGCGGAAGGACGCUGAGUCCGCCCGGAUCAAGAAGAACAAGAAACCGGCCCAGACCAAGUUCAAGGUCCGGUGCAAGCGCAACCUCUACACCCUCAUCCUCAAGGACUCGGACAAGGCCGAGAAGCUGAAGCAAAGCUUGCCCCCAAACUUGCAAAUCAAGGAGGUGCCUAAGAAAAACAAGAAGGGCAAGCACACGGCGUAAGCCGGGUUCGAUCGUCCGGGGGGAGGAGACAGCAGCGGCCGGUCGCCGCUGAGAGGAUACUACCGGAGGCCUGCGGCGAUGGGAGGCGGUAAAGCAUCUGCGGACGUGGUCAUCGGAAGCCGAUGACCCGGCGCGUAUUUUUCCGGCGCUGGGUUGGUAUGUUCAUGAGGCGGCGUCUACGGAUAUCUUCCGAAUUGAUAUUCUCAAGCACGAAAGAGGCUUGUAGGCAAUUCACACGCACACACAUCAAUUGCACAAAAGAUUUUUGACGA